AGACUGCCGCGCUUAUCCGUUGCACGAAGUCUACAUUGCGUCGAGAACGAAGCCCUGUGGUGAUUGAUUUUGACAGCACGCAAGAUACUUGAUGCUUGCAAUUUGUGAAUUAGUUUAAACAGAAUUUGAAACUCGAGACAACCAAUUGGAAAGAAUUUCGGUUGGUUUGAGGCUCCAAGCUGGAUGGCAUUGCUUGCUAUUAGUCAUCUCGAGGGAAAAACUUAUCCAAACUAGUACCUGCCUUGAAUUUAUGAAUCUGUUCCGUGGAAAUCGGAUAUUCAACUAAGUGACCUAAUCUUCACACAAUAGACAUAAUUUUGCGUCCAAAUGGCAGCAGGAACUACAUUACAAAAAGCGAUAGAUUUAGUGACGCGUGCAACGGAGGAGGAUCGUAAUAAAAACUAUGCAGAAGCGUUACGACUCUACGAACACGCUGUAGAAUAUUUUUUGCACGCAAUCAAGUAUGAAGCACAGGGUGAUAAAGCUAAAGAUUCCAUUAGAUCAAAGUGUUUACAAUAUUUAGACAGAGCCGAGAAACUGAAGGAGCAUUUGAAGAAGGGAAAAAAGAAACUGGUUAAAGAAUCAGAUGCUGGAUCUAAAGAGGAUAAGGACAAGAAAAGCGAUAGUGACGACGAAGAUGGCGAUGACCCUGAAAAGAAGAAACUUCAGAGCAAGCUAGAAGGUGCAAUUAUCAUCGAAAAGCCACAGAUCAAGUGGUCCGACGUAGCUGGAUUGGAAUCGGCAAAAGAGGCCCUAAAAGAAGCUGUCAUUCUCCCGAUAAAGUUCCCCCAUCUCUUCACAGGCAAACGAAUCCCCUGGAAAGGAAUUCUUCUGUUCGGACCACCCGGUACUGGCAAAUCAUACUUAGCAAAAGCAGUUGCCACCGAAGCAAACAACUCAACAUUCUUCUCUAUCUCAAGUUCCGACUUGAUGUCGAAGUGGUUGGGUGAGUCGGAGAAACUUGUGAAGAAUCUUUUCGAGUUGGCACGACAACAUAAGCCGAGUAUUAUAUUUAUUGACGAAAUCGAUUCGUUAUGUUCCGCCCGUACCGAUAAUGAAAACGACAGUGUACGUCGUAUUAAAACUGAAUUUCUAGUGCAGAUGCAGGGCGUAGGCAACGACAAUGAUGGCAUUUUAGUGUUGGGCGCAACGAAUAUACCGUGGGUCCUCGAUUCGGCUAUUCGUCGACGAUUCGAAAAGAGAAUCUAUAUACCGCUGCCGGAGCAGCACGCUCGCCUUGUUAUGUUUAAACUUCAUUUAGGAAAUACUACACAUGUUCUAACAGAGAGUGAUUUGAAGGAGCUCUCCAAUAGGACAGACGGGUACUCUGGAGCUGAUAUCCAAAUUGUGGUGCGGGAUGCAUUAAUGGAGCCAGUACGAAAGGUCCAGUCGGCGACUCACUUCAAGAGAGUGAGUGGCCCAUCCCCUGUCGACAAAGACACAAUAUGUAAUGAUCUUCUCACUCCGUGCUCUCCCGGUGAUCCGGGAGCGAUGGAAAUGACCUGGAUGGAAGUGCCGAGUGAUAAACUGUACGAACCACCAGUAACUAUGGCUGAUAUGCAAAAAUCACUUUCACGUACAAAACCAACGGUGAACGAAGAUGAUCUUAAGAAACUGCAGAAAUUCACGGAAGACUUUGGUCAAGAGGGCUAAGGAAGUCAUGGCUAGUUGAUUGGUUGGGUUUCUGUUGUCACGCCCUACCCGUUUUUGAUUAUUCAAUAUUUCGUUGUUCUAGAGCCAUUUCAUUGAUCUAUUUUGUUUAAGAGCAAAUAUAAUUUAGGAUUUAACACCGAAUGCAAAAUAAUUCUCACACUUAAAAAUGAAACUGGUACGGAAAUACAGAGAGAGGGGAGAGAGCUGUCUUGUUGUUAUUUCCAAGUGCUUAUACAAAAUAUAUAUGAAAAAGAGCAUUAUAUAUAAUAAAGUAUUGAUGAAAAUAACUUUUUAAA
This is a messenger RNA of Hermetia illucens (black soldier fly), 1949 nucleotides long. It is a transcript of the gene Vps4, whose product is annotated as vacuolar protein sorting-associated protein 4. Gene Ontology annotation, molecular function: ATP hydrolysis activity; ATP binding. The transcript is spliced from 8 exons. The record is from RefSeq and is a predicted model, not a curated record. The coding region runs from base 328 to 1653 and encodes 441 amino acids. Lineage: Eukaryota; Metazoa; Arthropoda; Insecta; Diptera; Stratiomyidae. Gene Ontology annotation, biological process: vacuole organization; endosomal transport.